Tauraco erythrolophus (red-crested turaco) is the source of this 605-nucleotide messenger RNA. NCBI's taxonomy places the organism in Eukaryota, Metazoa, Chordata, Aves, Musophagiformes, Musophagidae. The record is from RefSeq and is a predicted model, not a curated record.
GAGGCGCCUCCUGCCGGGGAGAACGGGGCCUCCGAGCUGCUGUCGCCGUGCAACGAACCGGGGGUGGGGGCGCGACGGGAGCAGGUGGAUGUUCCCCGGUCCCGGCCGGGCGGCGUCCGUUCCUUCAUAAAAUAGUUGAUGGCAUAUGUGGCCGUGCAUAUCCUCGAUACCAGGAUUAUGGCAGUAUUUGGAGCUUGUCGGAGUGGAUGGAGGUUUUAGAAGAAACAAUGACGUAUUUCAAAACUACAGUUGGCAAAAACAUAUCUGAUGAAGAGGCUGCUCAGCAGAUAAAUGAGUUAAAUUCAAACUGUCAAGAAGCAAUCACAAAAUGUCUAAAAGGCAGAAAAGAAGAAAUCAGGAAUGCGCUAGUGGAAAGAGUAAAUGCAAUCUCUUCUGCUCAGCUGCAGGACUUUGACUGGCAGUUAAAGCUUGCUCUCUCCAGCGAUAAGAUCUCCAUGCUGCAAAUGCCACUUCUCAAUCUUGAUUUGGAUGUGAGAGAAAAUGGUGAAAUUAAAGCAAUUUCGAUAGAGAUGAAUAAAGAAGAGUUGCAGAACCUAAUAAAUGCACUGGAAGCUGCUAAUAAGGUUGUCUUGCAACUGAAAUGA